GGGAGACGCGUUGGCAAUUUCCUAAACAGAAGAAGCAGGCAGAGCGGCAGUCGGCGGCGAGCAAGGCCGGGGGACGAGCGUCAGUGUGCGGCUUCAUUUCUGGGAUUAACGCGACGGAGAAUCAUAGCCAACCAUUUGACGGACGUCUAUCAUGAACAGGAGGUCCUGACAUGGACGCAGAGAUGAUUCCCAAAUUUUGCUCAAAAGACGAAGAAUUGGAUUACUGGAAGUCCCAAGCCCUGAAAUAUAAGAAAAGCUGCCAUGACGCCCAGGAGGAGCUGCAGGAGUUCCAAGAGGGGAGUCGAGAGCUGGAGGCCGAGUUGGAGGCGCAGCUCGGCCAGGCUGAACGUCGCCUUCGUGACCUUCAGACAGAGAACGAGAGGCUGAAGAAUGAUGUGGACAACCUCAAGGAGAAACUGGAGCAGCAGUACACUCAGAGCUACAAGGAGAUUUCUGUGCUAGAAGAUGACCUGGGCCAGACGCGAAGCAUCAAAGAGCAGCUCCACAAAUACGUGCGAGAGCUAGAGCAGGCCAACGACGACCUGGAGAGAGCCAAAAGGGCGACCAUCGUGUCCUUGGAGGACUUUGAGGGCCGUUUAAACCAAGCCAUCGAGAGAAACGCCUUCCUGGAGAGCGAACUGGACGAGAAGGAGUCUCUGUUGGUGUCUGUGCAGAGACUCAAAGAUGAAGCGCGAGACCUCAGGCAGGAGUUGGCGGUACGAGAGAGGACCACAGACAGGAUGUCGGCGCCAAGCUCGCCCACCUUAGACAUCGACAAAACGGACUCGGCCAUACAGGCGUCUCUCUCACUACCAGCCACACCGGUGGAAAAGAGUGUGGAACAUUCCUUUGUCGCCCCGAAAGUAGUGACCAACGGCUGCGCCAACUCCUCCCUCACGCCCUCAGGUAGAAUCUCAGCCCUGAACAUCGUUGGCGAUCUGCUGAGAAAAGUCGGGGCUUUGGAAUCCAAACUGGCCGCCUGCAGAAGCUUCGGUAAGGACCAGGCGGCAAGACCGGGCAUCGCCGCGGGCAACGGCGCCCUCAUCAAACACAGCACCUACUUUGACAAAAGCACCCUUAACGGAUUGGACCCCAGCGCCUUGACCUCCAUGACCGCCUCCAGAACCGUUUCUCCACCAGGCCUGCUGAGCGUGUGAGGUGUUGAUAGGACAUCAGAGGAUACAAGUAACUGUGUGUGAGUGUGUAAGCGGGGGGAUGUUUGCACAAGAGAGACUCGACAAGAUGCACACUUGUCGUCGGUGCAUUCUUUUCCUCGCACGUAACCAACCGCAUGUGCAGAACGCAGCUAAUUUACUGCACCUUGUCCGAAUGUCGCCAACACGGUGUCCACCCACCACGCGGCACACGACCACCCCCUCCACGACGACAAAAGGUCCCACAGACCUCACUUAUUUUGGCCUGCAUUUUCUCUUUAUUUGCACAGUUCAACGAGUUAUUCCCGUUUAGAACGUAUAUUUAAAAAAAAAAAAAAGAAGAAAAGAAAAAAAAAAAGGGAUGUGUUCAUAUUUACUAACUGAUCCCACCGGAUGCUUUACAAUGCAGUAUUCUGUCACAUGUGGGCCAAGGGAAGGGGUGGUGCCUGACCCUACGUCCACACUUAAUGACUGAAGUGAAUGUUGAUCGUUCAAAGCCAAAGUGCUGUCCUGUCGUCCCCCACCUUGGUUCAAUCUGCACUUUAGGUCAAGUGCAUUGUUUUUUUCUUUUUUCUGUAAAUUUAUUUUUUUGUGCUUUUAAAUAUAGCGACAGGCAUAUUUACCUCAUUCUUAAAAGUUGCAGAUGGUCUUUUGUAUUCAAUUUGUGCAACAAAAACACAUUGCACCUAUAGAAGGCCAACGUUAAGCAGGUUUUAGCAACCACUUAUAGCCCAAAACUGUUCCUACCUUGUUCUCCUUGCCCACUUACGUCCAAUUGUCCAUUUCUACCUUAAACAGUUACCGGUAAUUGUUAUUUAAUGCCACAAUAUGUUAUUGGGCGGCAAAGGCUGUUCCUGAAGCGCAUCCCUAGGCUCAGCGUUUAGUGUACAAAGCCUACAAGGAUAGUCGUUUCACCACCUUUCGGACAUGAAUGUCCUUUUUAUUUAUUUCUGAGUUUGUACAGCAUGUGUUUCAUGUGUUGCACAGUGGUUACAGCCAUUGACGUUUUGAAUAAAUAAACAUUGAUAUGAUAAA
Molecule: messenger RNA, 2189 nt
Organism: Nerophis ophidion (straightnose pipefish)
Lineage: Eukaryota; Metazoa; Chordata; Actinopteri; Syngnathiformes; Syngnathidae
Gene: ndel1b
Product: nudE neurodevelopment protein 1-like 1b
Exons: 9
Coding region: 171-1157 (328 amino acids)
Biological process (GO): mitotic centrosome separation; cell migration; microtubule nucleation
Cellular component (GO): kinetochore; centrosome; kinesin complex
Molecular function (GO): microtubule binding
Source: RefSeq, a predicted model, not a curated record